Molecule: messenger RNA, 8015 nt
Organism: Bacillus rossius redtenbacheri
Lineage: Eukaryota; Metazoa; Arthropoda; Insecta; Phasmatodea; Bacillidae
Exons: 2
Coding region: 2921-4171 (416 amino acids)
Molecular function (GO): nucleic acid binding; zinc ion binding
Source: RefSeq, a predicted model, not a curated record
UAAAAUUUUGUAAUCUGAAAUAUUUUGGAAAUAUUAUUAUUUUUUUUUCUCUCUCAUCUUAUUUGCUUUACGGCCAGGCCCUCAGCCUCUGUUCUCAGAGGCGAGCUGAUUUUCUUUCCCAGCCUCAUGCUAGGCUAGCAUUCUGGCUAAUAUUUCUCCCGCCUCCAGGCACGUCGGAGCCGGUAACGUUAUUUCUUCGCGGGUCACCUUUUGCUAAGAGCAGCUUGUGAAGCAGUGCUGAGCCCUGCUAACUCUGUCACGAAUCGGUAUAAGGUUCACUAGCAGCAAGACACGACAGGAGGAUCCCGUGGGCCUUGUGUCCCACAGACCAUGCGUUUUUUGAAGCCACCCCCCGCCUGCUCACCCACCCUCUCUUCUCAGAAGUGGCUAGGAGCGACGACCGCUCGAGUGCGUUAACCGAACUCAAGGCCAUCUCAGGCUUGGCAGCCGCAGUUACGAUUCUGCACCUUAACGACACCUAGCGACGGCUGUGGUAACUAAUGCCACUUGUGAGGCGUCGGCAGCGCCGACACUACCGCGCUCGCGCGGAGGUAACGACAACCUCUCUCCCCUCCUUCUGUCUCAGGCCGCUAGGUGGCACCACUGGUUACUCCAUUAACCCCCUAGCUUGGCACUCUCGUCGGUCACUAGUCGAUUUAUUAGUACUUCCUCUCGCAACCAAAAGAUAGCGCCUCAGUCGCGCAGUCACUCCAGUAAGAUCUAAUUUUUUUAUGCCGGACACCUUCGGGUGGACUCGGUAAUUUUCGGCUCAGAGCCUAACCCCCCUCCCAUUCUCUAGAGACCCCGCGCUUAUGAUAUUCGGGUGAUAUCCCGCGCUGAACUGACUUCGGUGCGCGCCUCCGGACUGACUGGUACCGUUUGUAUCUGCGAUCUUCUGCGAAUCAUCGACAUCGUAUAUUAUGUAGUCUUCUCAGACUAAAGGGAUGGAGUCCCUAGCUAAAAUUAUUAACCAGUCAGUAGUUUAGUUGAAAGUACCUAGAGAAAUUUAGUAUUUUUUUUAUAUUUUUUUUAAAAUUAAUCAUGAUGACUUCCGUGGCUACCGCGAAUCGUGGUUCGAGUUUGCGGAGACGAGACGCCCUCUCCUGAGCGCCAGGACCAACACCCUGUUUUGACAGGGUUCCAAGUUUGGGGCAACCAAAAUCCUCUGCCAUAACCUCUGGAGUCGGUUCCUGCGCAGAAUCCAACAUCAUUAGGCCUACGACCUUGAUCACCGUCUACCUACAGCCCCGGGUGAUACCCGCAUAAUUCUAUCUUUUUAUUCACGAACCCAAGAUUAGUGUAACCCAGUUAAGACAGCGGACAGUAAAAGGCAGUUCGAGGAGAAGAAAUUUAUAUUAUGUUUUGGAAGGACUAUAUGUACAAUCUUUAAAGUUACCAAUGUUAAUUUCAUUCUUGUUUUUAAAUAUUUUAAUUUUUGUUAUACCUUCAGGGCCGGCCCUAUCGUAAAUAACGUUAAGGAAUAUCAUAUAAUAAGUGUAAUUGUGAGUUAUGUAAAUAAGAUCACUUAUCAAUGAAAAACAGUCUUUACUAAGGAAAAUUUAAUCUAUCAAAAAAAAAAAGAACAAUGAUUAAUAAAAUAAGGAAGUCUAUAGACGUAACAGUUGUUUUUAUUUAUUUAAUAUAUAAUAACGAUCCUUUUACUCCCAAGUAUUUGUAGGGAGUCCCUAAAUUUUCUUUGUUUACUCCUAGUGUCGCCUCUGUUGUUGACUUUUAUAGUUAUUAAUUGAGGGCCUCAGUAAUCAAAGCUUCCAAAUCUUUUAACCUUAUUAUUUAAUUAUUCUUUAAGACACUUGGGGUAUUACAAAAUGGUAGCAGAGCGUGGUUACGUCUAUAGGCAUACCUAAUUUGAAAGGUCAUACCUAAAAUUAAAAUUUAAAAAAAAAAAAAAAUUUGAAAAAAAAAAAUUUAUAUUUUUUUUGUCACUUAGAAUCUUUUUGUAGUAAGUAAUUUAUGAACUGUCCGCUGAUACACGUAGUAGCUAAAUUGACCCUUGAAUCUUAAAAUUAUCAUAAGUUUUGUGUGUUUACAUUUGAGCGCGCACUGUGAGCAGCUGGCUGGCUGCCCGCCCACGCAACUCGGGCCGCGCGCGUGGCUUAUCAACAGAGACGUGUCCGCUGGACAAGAUACUCCCUCCCCCCCCAAACCCCUAGUUAAAGGCGCUGCGCGCCAAGGUCAGUCCUGCCGGCUGACGUGACGUUCCUUGUAGGUACCCUGUUGUGCAAGCUAACCUGACAGCUUGUUACACCCGAGUACACUGUUCAUUUCCCGACGCGCGUAGUAAUAAUAAUAAUAAAUUAUGAAGGCACAUACUUCCCACGCAAUAAAGCAAUUGUUUUAAUCAUAAGCUAGAUUUAAGUGUAUACCUAAGUUUAAAGUUUAAGAGAUAAUUUUAAGAGGGUAGUGUUUUGUUUUGUGUAAUACUAUGAAUCCGGACAGGAUGAUUACUCCGGAGCUAUUACUAGUAGAUGAACUAAGUUAUGAGUUGCAGUUGCGUAAUUUACCAACUACUGGAAAUGCGCAAGAUCUGCGAAAAAGGCUUCGAGCCGCAGUACGUGAUAAGUUACCUACCUCAGUACAUAAUCUAAAUUUAGAAAUACUCGAGGAAUUCAACAUAGCUUGCUCCAAAUUUUACGACAUAGCUGCUUUCGUAAGUUAUUCAGAUGUGGAAGAGAAUUUGCCCAAUGUAAAGCGACACAUUAUGCGAUUAGAGCAUGUCACCAGACGACUGGAAAAUCUUGUGGUACUUUCCGAUGAUGUGCUCAAUGGUGUUUAUCGAACAGAGCUAGAUCCUUGUCUGCAACAGACAAACGCCUUCCAAAUUAAAUUGAAAGCUAGGGCAGCCCAAUUAGAAACUCAAUAGGACCUCCGGGCCAACAUUGCCCAGGCAGAAAACCUAGGAAUGGAAACACUAGGAAAUGUAGAGAGUGAGAAUCCGCAAUUUCCCCAGGAAAUAAGGCAACCCGACUCACAAGUAUCUUUGUGCCAAACAAGGCAGGUUCCGCCCAUUUCAUCAACAUCUCAAUCAUUCUUCGCAGUUUCAACCCCUCCCAUCCCAGCAGCCACCACUCAAAUUCCCUCAGGCGUGCAUGUUUCUACAGCUCCCAUCACCAGUGUCACAUUUUCCGGUAACUUGCCUGCAAAUCCGCAUCCUUUAACACAGCAAAAUUUGUUUUUCCCAUUCGCCACAAACCAGUCAUAUUUUAAUCCAUAUUCCCAGUUUCAUUCUUUAUUGACAUCCGGGCAAGGAACUCCAAUCCCUACCAUCCCCACCGCGCAAAUUGCACAUCCUUCACCCCCACCUCCGCCAUCAACGCAGAAUCAUCCAGAAACAACAUUACCAGUUACGCCAAGGGCGGCUGAGUAUAGCUGUUAUGGGAAAAUUGCCCAUCCAGUCGAGAGAUUACUUGUUGGUUUUCCAGAAACAAGUGGUCUUGACCCAGAUAAAUUAAUCGAAUUCAUAAGGCACUUACUUAAAAUCAGACAGAAAGGGGGCAUUCCUGACAAACAGUUGUUGGAGAUAGUUUUUCCCUACACCCAACCACCACUGAGUGAAAGAACGAGUCAAGCAAUAGAAAAUAGUUACUCUUUUGACAAAUACCACGAAGAAAUUUUGAAUUUUUUUAUACCUGGCCGACUUUUGACAAAUUACCGUUUGGAAUGGUACAACAGGCUACAGCGAAGUAAUGAAGCAUUGCCACACUAUGUAGCAUCAAUCAGAGAAGCCGCGGCGGUUCUCAGAUUGGGUGUAUCAGAGAGCGAAAUAGUUAGUUGCAUAGUAGACGGACUAAAUCAGGCAGAGCGCUCACGCGCUGUUUUCCAGGCUAGGCCACGGAGUUUUGUAGAACUAGAUCAACUCUGUAUACAGGCCAUGAGUUACGAAUAUGCAGACACUCAGAGAAACAGGUCAGCGAAGUCCGUGGAUAAGCAUGAUUCUCAGGCAGAAACUGCAAAUAGUUUUCCAUACACGAAACAACAAAAUAGCCACCCACAACAGAAAACAAACUACUACAGAAAUAAUAAGUAUAAUUCAAACAAGAACAUACAACAACAAACAACUUUCUGUAAUUAUUGCAAGCAAACAGGACAUUACAUUGAGCAAUGUAACCACAAAAAUUUCAAACCAAAUUUCAACAAGGCAAAAAACGCGUAAGGCGGUGGCCAGGCAAAUUUCUACCUGGUCCACCUAAAACUUCAUCCGAGAGGAAUUUUUCAGUGCAUAAUGUGCAUACUAACGAAUCACAAAAACAAAACAAAAAUCAAAAAAGGCAUAACACAGGAAAACAAAAACACAAGAAAAAUAAACGAAAGAAAUACACAGAAAAAGACAGAAAACACAAACAGAAGAUUAUGACACAGCAAAUUAAUCAUAAAGAUAAUUCUGAGAAAUUCACAAGAAUUUGCAAAACAUGUGUUAGCCUGACUAACAAGGGAAAACGUAAGUGUCACAACAUUUUCGGUCACGUCCGAACUGUAGUACCAUACACUAAAGCAAUGUUUGGCAAAAAUCAAAUUAUUGGUCUGAUUGAUACAGGAGCUACUCGUAGUUUUAUUUCAGGCGAUUUGUUUAGGGAAUUACAGAAGAACAAGCAGGUUCUGAAAACAGAAGUCACGGAUGUGCGCUGUUUUACUGCAGCGGACGAACCAAUUAGUAUAUCCAAAGUGGCUAUAGUGAAAAUCAGGAUAGAAUUAUUCACUUGGAAUUUCCCUUUUCUUGUGGCAGAAAACUUAGCCACGCAGCUUAUUCUAGGCUCAGACUUCAUCGCUAAAACAGGUAUUUUAAUUGAUCUACAAGCAGGAAGUUUUGUAUUUAAAUUUAAUAAAAAUCUUGUCAUAUCAUUCGUGGAACCUGAAAAUAAAAGGUCAGGACAAGUUACUAAUGUUUCUACCAACACUGACGAGAGAAAUUCUUUGUCCCUGGAUCAUCUCGAGCCCAGUAAACAAGUUGCUAUUCGAGAUUUGUGUAAUGAAUUUUCAGAUGUGCUAACUAAGAAAUUAGGUCGAACUAACCUAAUUGAAUAUCAAAUUGAAUUGACUGAUACCACGCCAGUCAAAAGUCAUCCUUAUCAACUUUUAGGUCCUAAAAUGGAAAUUAUGAGAAAACACGUACAGAAAAUGUUAGAUAAUAAGGUAAUAGAACCUUCUAAUUCUCCUUUCAGUUCAAGUAGUAUAUGAUAGCCGGUCCGGAAACAGGAUGCAGGAUGUGGAUUGAUGAUUGUCGGUCCGCCAUCUUGGAUUGUGACGUCACGGCGGCCAUCUUGGAUGACCUUGACCUUGACCUUUGACCUUGACCUGGAAUUUGAUCCUCAAAAAUCGCCAAAAUCCGCCAAAAUUGGGCAAAAAUUGCCCAAAAUUCCUCAAAAUUCGCCAAAAUUUCCAUUUUUUUGAAAAAAAUUUCCGCCAAAAAAUCUCAAAUAAUUACACAGUUCAAAAAUUAGGAUUUCGAAAAUCCUCAAAAGUCGCUUUGCCCUAGAAAAAACGAAAACUCCUAAAAGCGGCUUAAAACUCCUAAGAGCUAGCCGCUCUAAGCCGUCGAGGUCAUGACCUUGAAAAUUAGGAUGCCAUGGCAGCCAUAUUGGAUGAUGACGUCACCGUUGCAAUUUUCGUUACGGCCGCCAUCUUUAACUUUUUUAUUUAUUAUUCGAUUUUAAUGAAUUUUUUUUUAAAAAUUAUAAAAAAAUUAAAUUAAUAAAAUUUUAAUAUAUAUUUUUUUUUAAAAAUUGUACUUUUUAGACACGGAGUUCGGAGUCCUCGGUUCGAACCCGACGAGGGCAAAAAAAAUUAAAAAUGGCGACCGAUCCUUCCCCCGUGGUGGGUGCUGACAGACUGGCCCCCACCACUUAUGUCAAAGUAUACAUAUCUUCACCUAGUAUGAUGUCAUGUCCGCCAUCUUGAAAUUGAGACGCCAUCUUGAAAAUCUUUAUUUAUUAUCCGAUGUUAAUGAAAAAAAUUCCAAAAUUCAUCAAAAAAUUAACGUAUUUGAAUUCCGAUUGAUUAUAUCGAUUACCGUCCUCGGUUCGAACCCGGUGAGGGCAAAAAAUAAAAAAUCAGAUCCUUCCACCACAGAAGUCACCUACAGAUUGACCUACCUCCACCAAUAACAAGGUAUUUACCAUCAGCUGGUAUGACAUCAUGUCCGCCAUCUUGUCUUCGUCCGCUGGAGUCCACCAUCUUGUUUUCGUCUGCUAGAGUGUGCUGACAUCAUGUUAAUAUAUUGUUCUGUUCUCCAUACCUUUAACCUUGUAUAUUAACAUUAACUUGGACCUUGACCUUGAACUUUGACCUUGACCUUGAACUUUGACCUUGACCUUGAACUUUGACCUUAAACUUUGACCUUGAAAUUUGACCUUGACCUUGAAAUUUGACCUUGACCUUGAAAUUUGACCUUGACCUUGAAAUUUGACUUUGUCCUUGAAAUUUGACUUUGUCCUUGUCGGCCAUCAUGGAUCCGACAUUUUUUGUUCAUUACAUGAUACCAGGAGCCACCACCUGCCGGAGUACGCCAUCUUGUGUGUGUACUUGUAUUAUAGAGGACAUUCCCAUCUGGAUAGUUUUAUUCUAACCCGCUACAGUGCAGUAAUCAUUUAUUAUGGAGGUGCUCCCCGCCAUCUUGAAAUUCGACCACCAUCUUGAAAUCAUGUAAUAAUGUAGCUAGAAAAGCGGGAAAAAAAUCCACAAUUAAUUAAAUAAAUUUGUAAUCCAUAUAAUGAUUGAUUGGAUCGACUAAGGUCCUUGGUUCGAUCCCUGGCCGAUACAAAACAUCUUUAAUUUAAAAAAAAAUACUAAAAAAGUGUUGGUUUAAGAAAAUAAAAACACCACAAGUUCUUUUUAAAAAAAUGUUAUUACAUAAAUUCAAUAGGAAACGAAACGUAUACACACAUUACACACAGGAAACGGAACGUACACACAGUACACACAGGAAACGAAACGUACACACAGUACACACAGGAAACGAAACGUAUACACACAUUACACACAGGAAACGGAACGUACACACAGUACACACAGGAAACGGAACGUACACACAGUACACACAGGAAACGGAACGUACACACAGUACACACAGGAAACGGAACGUACACACAGUACACACAGGAAACGGAACGUACACACAGUACACACAGGAAACGGAACGUACACACAGGAAACGAAACGUAUACACACAGUACACACAGGAAAUGGAACGUACACACAGUACACACAGGAAACGGAACGUACACACAGUACACACAGGAAACGAAACGUACACACAGUACACACAGGAAACGAAAUGUAUACACACAUUACACACAGGAAACGGAACGUACACACAGUACACACAGGAAACGAAACGUAUACACACAUUACACACAGGAAACGGAACGUACACACAGUACACACAGGAAACGAAACGUAUACACGCAGUACACACAGGAAACGGAAUGAUCACACAUACAGUAGCGGAAACACACACGCUUAGUUGGAAAUCAGAAUACAAGAAAUAAAACAUACUUUAAAACAUAUAAUAAUUUAUUUAUUUUUCAAUAGUACACACAUGAAAGUUAAUCAAUUUAUUAGUCCAUCAUUUUUACAAAGUAUUGUGGAUCUACUGAAUAUCGGCUUGGUUGUAUUCUCACUUUUCACGGUGUUGUUACUUCCAUUAGUUUCAGUCUUCACGAAGCCAUCAGCAUCCUUCAAUUUAUGUUCUUCAACAUGAUCGAUCGAUCUAAUACCAUCUCGCUCAGGUCAAGGAAAAAUUAUUGUUGUAUUCUUUAGUCUAGUGGAUCCAUCGAUGUGAUCUAUGACGUAAGUAGGCUUGGCUUUACAUGUUCUACCAUGUCUUUUUAAUCCCACAAUUCGUGUUAACAACCUGAUACACCGAUUACAGCUUAACAUUUUGCGUAGUGGGUUUUUAACACAAUCAUUCUUCUCAUACCGUUCAGCAUUCUUUAUCAAGGUAAACACCUUGCUACAGUAUCUGCAGUGAUGUUGUUUUGAUACAGCUACAUACAUCGAAG